This is a messenger RNA of Erythranthe guttata (spotted monkey flower), 3066 nucleotides long. RefSeq names its product protein MALE DISCOVERER 2-like. Gene Ontology annotation, biological process: protein phosphorylation. The record is from RefSeq and is a predicted model, not a curated record. NCBI's taxonomy places the organism in Eukaryota, Viridiplantae, Streptophyta, Magnoliopsida, Lamiales, Phrymaceae. Gene Ontology annotation, molecular function: protein kinase activity; protein binding; ATP binding.
GAGUGAAAGGCAACAAACUUGUGUUUUUUUAGAGAGAGAGACAAAAGAAGAGAGAGAAAGAUUUUCCCCCUCUUUCCCCCCCUGUUUCAGAGAAAGAUGGUCGAGGAGAGUUUCCACCUCUGAGAUCAUCCUGAAUAGGGCAGUCUUCUUCAAGGAAAUCCCAGCGCCCAAUUUUCAUCUCUGUUUUUUUUUCAAGCUGCCAUUUUUUUUUCUGCCGAUCAAUAAUUCAACCAUCCUUCGUCGUCUUCGUCGUCGUAAUAUUCAACCAAUCUGCAUUGGGAAAAAAAAAACAAAAUUAAUCGAUAGAGAAUCCUGAAAAAGGAGGCCGAAUUACCUUUUCUACCCCUGAAUUUUAUUUCUGCAGCAAAAGGUUGAAUCUUGGAGAUAGUUCGUUUUAACCGGAUUAUGCAAUUUUCGUUGAAAACGGAGGUGUUGUAGCACCCGAAGAAUAGUCGAAGAUGAGAGACCCCAAUAUAUUCGACACUUUCAAAAGCCCUCAUUUAGAUUCUUUUAUUUGCUACUACUCUAUUUCUGCCUAGUUGUUAAAUUUCUUAAAGUAUAGUUGAAGAAGAAGAAAAUUUGUUUGGUGUGGUUGUACAACUCUGUUUUGUCCGAGUAAUUAUCGGUUGCUCGGAGGGUUAUUUUCGUAAUAUAGAAAGCUGGCGAUUUUGUGUAGUACAUUGUAUAGAGUCCUGGCUGUUGUUGGCGGAAAAAACUGCCUCCACCACCGCGAAUGGUUCGGCAAACAAUGAGCCGUAGAUGGAUCGCUUAUGGAGCUCACUUUUCUUGUUUCGUCUUUUCUGUUCUUGUUUUGGGAAUUCAUGGAUGUUGCACCCUCGAUUCAGAAGGAUUGGCACUAUUGCAAUUUCGAGAUAAGGUGGAGUUUGAUCCAUUUGGAGCAUUAGCGAAUUGGAAUCGAUGUGAUUGUAAUCCGUGCAUGUGGUCGGGUGUUCAUUGUCUGGAUGGUAAAGUGCAUAUACUAGAUCUCAAUGGACACGACUUGAAGGGAGUUUUGGCACCAGAGCUCGGAAAUCUCUCGCAUAUAAGAGUUCUUGAUCUAUCCAAGAACAAUUUCUCCGGCACAAUUCCGCAAGAGUUUGCGAAGCUCGGAAAACUCGAAGUGUUGGACUUGAGAAAUAAUAUGCUGAAUGGAACAGUACCUGCUGAACUAGGACAAUUGCAUUCCUUAAAACGUUUGACCCUCUGCAACAAUAAACUUGAAGGGAAGAUUCCUAUGGAGAUUCGAAAACUCGGUUUGCUAAAUGAAUCACAAUGUAACGAGGCUCUUACAACUGCUGGUUCUGCUUCUGGAGUUGGCUGCAUGAACCGAAAAUUCGGGCACUGUAUAUGGCAGAGCGUAUUAAAACAAACGCAGAAGUCAAAUCCGUUUCGGAUACCAACUAAAGGGACCAUAAUUCGUUACCUUAAUCUUUUCCCAUUGUUCAAUUUUGAAAAUGAAUCAUCGAACAAUCACGCUGAUGAUAGUCGAAGUAAUUUAACAGAGUUACCAGAGACCGGUGUUAUUUGGAAUAUCGACAAUAAAGUGAGUAAUGUACGACGAAUAUUAGUCGAACAAUCCAGCAACCUUGCUGCGCUACCUCCUAAAUUUGUGGGCCCCGUGGAAUCUGUCCCUACUCUUCGAAGCAGAAGCAGUGGAUCAUUUCCCGCUAUUCCAAAGAAGAACCACCGUUCAUUCCUGGCGCAACACCUCCUUCAAGUGAAGAACAUAAUUCUACUAUCGCCACACCCAAUCCUGCUAAUGCCACUCCACGUCUGGGGGAAUUUUCAAUUUUCCCUAAAUCUCAUCGUAGGGUUAUCGGUUGGACUUUUCUCACUCAUUGUUGCCUCGGCCAUUUUUAUCAUCUGCAGAAGCAGAGCAGCAAGAACUAUUGGCCCUUGGAAAACGGGAUUGAGUGGGCAGUUGCAGAAAGCUUUUAUUACAGGGGUACCUAAGUUAAACAGAGCUGAACUAGAAACCGCGUGCGAGGAUUUCAGUAAUAUUAUAAGUACCGACGAAGGUGUAGCUACGAUAUACAAAGGAACUCUGUCUAGUGGAGUGGAGAUUGCUGUUGCUUCAACUGCUAUAGUUUCUUUCAAAGACUGGUCAAAGCGUUCGGAAUUAAUAUUCCGGAAGAAGAUCGAUACCUUGUCGAGAGUGAACCACAAGAAUUUCAUUAAUCUGAUUGGUUACUGUGAGGAGGACGAGCCUUUCACUAGAAUGAUGGUUUUCGAAUAUGCACCAAACGGCACUGUUUUCGAGCAUCUUCAUGUUAAAGAAGUCGAACAUCUGGACUGGAAUUCAAGAAUGAGGAUAAUAAUGGGGACAGCUUAUUGCCUUCAACACAUGCAUGAUCUCAAUCCACCAAUCGCGCAUUUCAACCUAACUUCCAAAGAAAUACUUUUGACAGAUGAUUACGCUGCUAAAAUAGCAGAUAUGAGUUUCUGGGCAGAACUCGUAGCCAAGUCGAAAAACCAUACAGAAAACGACUCGGAAACUAACGAACUACCCCCACUUGCCGACGUGGAAACAAAUGUACACAGUUUCGGAAUGUUGCUGCUUGAAAUAAUCUCCGGAAAGCUCUCUUACUCUGAAGAGAAAGGGCAUAUCAUGAACUGGGCUGCUCAAUACUUGAACAACAAGAAGAGUUACAUCUCUUUGACCGAUCCGACAUUGAAAUCGUUCAAAGAAAACGAGCUCGAAGUAGUGUGCGAAGUAAUCCAAAUGUGCAUCGAGCAAGAUCCGAGAAGAAGACCUUCGAUGAAGGAAGUUAUUCAGAAGUUAAGACAGGUGAUUGACGUGUCCCCUGAUGCUGCAACACCGAGGUUGUCACCUCUUUGGUGGGCUGAACUUGAAAUAUUAUCUGCUGAAGCUGCUUGAUUAAGAAGAACUGAUAUUUAUAUAUAAUACAUAUUAUUCAAGAAUGAUAUAUACUUUGUAACUAUAUAUCUUUUUUUCCAUUUAAUUUAUUUGAUUCUUUUGUAUAACUUUUUUUUUUUGUUACCUUGAUGUGUAUGUAUGUGUGUACUGAAUAAUCCAAAAUAUUCGAAUAAAAAAAUAUUUUAUUU